GUUGCACGCCGGGAGGCCGUGCCGGUCGCCGACGUGGAGCCAGAAAGGGAUCCAGGGGAGUUCAUUAUCCACAUCGAAAGUGAUGAUCCUCCUCUCGACAUAGAUGGGUUUGUAGCUGAGAUGGAAGAACUAGCUUCAUCUGAUCCCCCGAAGGGAACACCCAGACCAGAUAGUUCCAGACCUGAUGUUGUGCAUGUGGAUAUUUCGGGCAAAAAGAAAGAAAAGGGCGAAGAAUCAUCUAGUCCUCCGGAAGGAGAGGCCUUUGUCGUAGACUUCUCACCAAAACGGAGUCAAGGUGAACAGGCACUUAGGGAAGAAGCGAAGUCUAAGAGCCAUUUACUUUGUCAUUUGCCCAAGAAUCCAUAUUGCAAGACCUGUCAACAAGCCAAAAUGUUGAAGCCCCCAUCUAGAGUAUCCGGGGGGUCUAAACACAUCGAUGCCGAAAGAUUUGCAGAACACAUCACUGCUGACUUUCUAAUCGCUUCCACCGAUGAGGAAGCGGGGCUUGAUGGAGAACAGGUCGCAAUGGUUGUGAAGGAUGGCAUCGCAUCCGAUGAUCAAGAUGACAACGAUGGGGUCGACCGUGACCUCUUCGAUCAAGAUGCAAAGCCUGCGCGGGAGCCAGUGGACUACAAUGUGGAGUCUCAUGAGCUCAGAGAAGCACUCACGGACUGGGAAUUCAUAGACGCUGACCAACGGGUUCCGGACGAUGAGAAGGUCUCGGUUUUUCAGCGCAUCGUGGAAUGGGAGCACCGCUUGAAAGAGCUGAGGUCCUCGUGCGUGUCCGUCGCCUAUGAAGAUGGCAUUGCAGGAGUUCAGACGCUCGGCGGGAGCCAGCAGCCGGUGGACAUCGUCAUUGAUACAUGCCUUUGUUCGGACAUCGAGAAGAAUUUCAAGUCCUACAAGGGCAUCUGGGAAGCACUGGAUGAGAUUGCUUCCAAGUGCCGCGAACAGGGAGUGCCCCAAAUCCCGUCGCUGCCGAAUGCUGAGAAGCAACAUGCGCGGGUUGUCCGUGCGAUGGACGAGAUCAUCAAGAUGCGUCGGCAUACGAUGAUCAGCGACAUCGCCGUCUUCGGCUGUGGAGAUUCAGAUGCUUUUGGUCUUCCACCAUCGUAUGGCCUUGAAAUGGGUCGCUGCUUCGAACGUCUCAUUGCUGGAGGAGUUCGCUGCGUGUCGACGUGCAUGCCCUCGAUGGCAAGUGUGAGGUAUGACCGCCUCCAUAUGACAGACCUGCCCAUGAAUCGAACCCUUAUGAUAAAGUUCUUAAGGUCAAUGAUUCGGGCGCAUCUGAUCGUUAUGCAGAUUGAAGAAUUGGAGCCCGUGUUGAGGCAGAAAGCAUCAUUCCUGGAUGCCGACCCGGAAGAAUGCAUGAAGAUUGUGUACCAAUACUCCAAUCUUGCGCAGUUCAAGUACGCCCUUUCCAAGACGGACCAGGUUCGGGAGGCUCUCAAUCCUGUGACACUUCCUGUUUCUCUCGCACAAGAAGCCCAAACUGCGGAUGAGCAGAUCAUGGACUACAUGGCCGAGUUGAACGAAGUCGCAGAAGAUGAAGCCACCCGGGAGGGUGCGCCGAAAGCAAAUGAUUUCACUGAGGGUGACUUGACAUCCAUUGCCCCCGUCUUCAAAGACGAUGUGGACUCUGAUGAAGAAGAAGAAGCCCGCCUGAGAAAGCAUCUUCAGGAAGAUUUCAACGAGGCGGCAGAUGCAGAUUGGUCACCGGUGCACAGUGAGGCCACUGACAAGAUCCCAGGGAUCGACGAAUGGGAAACCAUUGAUGACACGCGCCCCGACAUCAUCCACAACAUCUUUGACCGGGACGACAAUGUCGAGAGUCAUACUGAGGUGGACUAUGGGGGUGAACAUGAUGAUGGAAUUCAGGUCGUCGAUGAGUUCCCUGAGACCGUCGUGAUCCCGGAUGACGCCAUGGACGUGGACAAGAAUGAGACCGAGACCAAGGAUGAGGCCGACGUUCUGGACGAUGUCAUGGUGAUUGAAGGUCCCGAGACAGGCCACCCUGAGGUCGAGGUCCCUCCUGUUGAGUCCACGGCGCCUGAGAAUGAAGAGGCUGUUGCUGCCGGGGGGGACCCUGUGCCUGUUGAUGCUGUUGCUGAAGGUGACGUCAAGACUUCUGAGACAGUCGCCUCUGCUGACAACACUGUCACAGCUGAAGGGUCGAAGCUCGCCGGGAGGCCUGCCAACGUUGAUGAACCUGCAUCGUCAUCGAAUCAGCCCAAGCCAGAGGCAAAGAAGAUGCCACUGAGCCAUCACACGGCAAAAGCAUGGACACAGUGGUCCAACUUUCUGACAGGAGUGGAGCCCGGAAAAUUCUAUUCCCUGAAUCAACCCAAAGCCCUCCAGGGAGUCAUUCGUGACAUGGAAGCCGCCGAAGGCAUCGAGCCUCAGGAGAUGACGAACUACUUGUUUGGAUUCUAUGCGGCGGUCUCCAACUCUGAGGUCAUCGAAGGACAUAACCACGGUGCUUUGGAUUGGAAUGUGUUCACCGACGAGCCGGAAGCAGAGGCAUCUGACGUGACAUUCCCAGCAGCCAUGGGUCCAGUGAGGACGGAAGGGUUGAUUGACAACCCACGCCGCAACUUCGACCCAAGGGUCACUGAGAGGUACCGUCCUGAAGCCACAACUUGGCGAAUGUCCUCGUACGAUGAGCCCCAAGAAGGCUGCUAUCGUUGUGGAGCCCAAGAUCAUUGGCAAAGGAACUGUCCUUAUCGCGGCAUGGGAGCUCACUACGGGCGUCGAGAACAUCGAGGAGUGUGGGGUUACACCAGAGACGAGCAUGGCGACCGACGGCAGUCAGGCUGGUAUGCAGACCAGUGGCUGUAUCGUGACAGUUGGCGCCAGUGGAAUUACGGGUAUGAAGACCGUAGGUGGGGCAAAGACCAGCAUGGAUACAAGGGCAAAACCCAAGAGAAAGGCUAUGUGAAGGGACCUGCCAAGGGCAAGGGCAAAGGACGUAGCUACUCGGGAGGGUAUGCCGCUGAACGUGAACGUGAACGAUCUCCACCUCCAUCUGGUGGUGCAUCUUCCUCUGCUGGACCUCCACCUCCAAACUACCGUCCUGGUCGCAACACCAGGAUCGUUGACGCUGUGACCCAUGAGACCCGGACGAGCCAUCGUGUGAUCAGAGAACGUGUCGUGGAGCAAGAUGAUGGCACCAUGUACACCGAGAUCACCUUCCCUGAUGGCACUGUUGAGCGGGACUAUUGGUAA
Molecule: messenger RNA, 3225 nt
Organism: Cladocopium goreaui
Lineage: Eukaryota; Dinophyceae; Suessiales; Symbiodiniaceae
Source: the annotation of a GenBank genome assembly